Messenger RNA from Tribolium castaneum (red flour beetle), 699 nucleotides. Its product is annotated as facilitated trehalose transporter Tret1. Gene Ontology annotation, cellular component: membrane. Gene Ontology annotation, molecular function: transmembrane transporter activity. NCBI's taxonomy places the organism in Eukaryota, Metazoa, Arthropoda, Insecta, Coleoptera, Tenebrionidae. The record is from RefSeq and is a predicted model, not a curated record. Gene Ontology annotation, biological process: transmembrane transport. The transcript has a single exon. The coding region runs from base 1 to 699 and encodes 232 amino acids.
AUGGACACGAUCAAGGAGUUGGGCAAACCAACAGGUUAUAAGCCGCUCUUGAUCCUGACUGGACUUUUCCUGUUCCAGCAAUUUUCCGGGAUUUUCACCUUCCUGUUUUACUCGAUCACGUUCUUUCAAGAGGUGGGUUCAACGAUGAAUCCCUAUCUCACGUCGAUUUUCAUCGGAAUCGUACGCUUUGUCAUGUGCAUGGUCAACACCUACGUCCUGCGAACGUACGGCAGGAGACCGUUGGUCAUUUUGAGUUGUUUCGGGAUGUCUGUCAGCAUUUUCCUCUCCGGGUUUUUCACCCAUUGGGUCAAAACCGGUGUCACUACACUCACGUGGCUUCCUGUCCUCUUCCUCCUACUUUUCGUGUUCACUUCAAUGAUCGGUUUGGUCCCAAUUCCCUACACAAUGACCGCGGAAUUGUUCCCCCUGGAGAUAAGAGGGGUAGCGCACAGUAUUUCCACGUGUCUUGCCAGUAUUUUCACCUUUGCGUCUCUACAACUGUAUCCAGUGAUGUAUCAAGGCUUUGGGGGUAUUCAUGGAGUCCAGUAUUUCUUCGCAGGGGUCACUUUAUUAGCCGCGGUUUACGUCUAUGUGUUUUUGCCCGAAACUCACCAAAAGAAGUUGUCCGAAAUUGAGGACUAUUUCAACAAACCUACAAAGGGUGAAAAGCAACAAAAACAAAUCGUGCAAGAGGUGUAA